AUGAAGUUCCUCGCCAACAAUGAGAAGGCGCGGGAGGCACUUGGCAUACGGGCGGGCGAAAAGCCACUCCUUCGUCCCUUUCCCGGGACAAGAGCUGAUGUGAUGGACGGACUCAAACGCCUGAGAAUGCAGAUAUCUGGAUUCAAUACGGCUCUGCUUGUACAUCGAUGGACCGGAUGCAUCCGAUGGGGAUAUCAUACAGAGGUCCUCGAAGUCUUGGAGGGCGUCCCGUCGGACCACAUCAACAUCCGCUUCUUGAUCAGACCAUGGGACACGGCCAAUCACAAUCCCACGCGGGAACAUGAAGCCCCUCAACCCGGCAAGGAAGAGAACCCCAAUCUCGAUCCAAUGCGGAACACACUCCGAACACGAAUCUCCUCGUCCCCCGUCUACGACUGCCCCGGCGGGCGGAGAGGAACGCAAAAUCUGCUUCUAACACGGGACAUGUGA
Molecule: messenger RNA, 450 nt
Organism: Letharia columbiana
Lineage: Eukaryota; Fungi; Ascomycota; Lecanoromycetes; Lecanorales; Parmeliaceae
Exons: 2
Coding region: 1-450 (149 amino acids)
Source: RefSeq, a predicted model, not a curated record